Molecule: messenger RNA, 2190 nt
Organism: Sinocyclocheilus anshuiensis
Lineage: Eukaryota; Metazoa; Chordata; Actinopteri; Cypriniformes; Cyprinidae
Gene: mob2a
Product: MOB kinase activator 2a
Exons: 5
Coding region: 445-1173 (242 amino acids)
Source: RefSeq, a predicted model, not a curated record
AUACAACCAGAAUAAAUAAACAAGUAGUGCAUUGUCACUUUACCUCAGAAUGACUUGUAAUUAUGGUAAAUGUUUCCUCUUAAACGUAACCGUAAAGAAGUAACUUCAUUCGGAAGCCGGUCACACCACAUUGGCCGGAAUAUUAAACACACUGUCUGACCGAGAGCAAAGAACAGAGAGCAGAACUUCAAACUGCAUGUCAACCACAACACGCCCCGCCCACGCGCGCCUAUGAUUGGCUGUCUUCUUGCGUUAACAUAUCAUGCCCCGCCCGUUAACUGUUCUGAUUGGCUGGCCUUUGGUAGAACGAGAACUUUGGAGCAAGAACUUUAUAUUCUCUUACUACCUAGUCUUUGAAAAGAUCCACGGAAGGGAAAGGGAAAGACCGGUCAGUUCAAACGCCUUGGACUCUCAGUCCAUUUUUUUGUCGUUAGCACUUCGGAUAUGCACUCCCAGAAAACUCCCAGAAGCGGAUUAAGUUGCAAGAUGGUUCUUCAGGCUGUUGGUAAAGUUUUAAGGAAAUCCAAAACGAAGCCCAAUGGAAAGAAAGUGCCUGCUGAAGAAAAGAAGCACUACAUGGAGCCAGAGUACACAAAAGUGCGGGUCAUGGACUUCGACCUGAAAGAUUUGGUGGUGCUUCCCACCAAAGAGAUCGACCUCAACGAAUGGCUCGCCAGCAACACAACAACCUUCUUCAAUCUGAUAAAUCUGCAGUAUAGCACAAUCUCAGAGUUUUGCACUGGGGACACAUGUCAAGCCAUGACGGCCUGCAACACCAUAUACUACUGGUAUGACGAGAGGGGGAAGAAGACGAAGUGCACAGCACCUCAGUAUGUUGACCUUGUCAUGACUUUCGUGCAGAAAUUAGUGACGGACGAAGAUAUCUUCCCCACAAAAUACGGCAAAGACUUUCCCAACUCAUUCGAGUCUCUGGUGAAGAAGGUCUGCCGGUAUCUGUUUCACGUGUUGGCUCACAUCUACUGGGCUCACUUUAAAGAGACCGUGGCUCUGGAGCUGCAGGGACACUUGAACACACUGUACACACAUUUCAUCGUCUUCGUCAGAGAAUUCAACCUGGUCGAACCCAAGGAGACCUGCAUCAUGGACGACCUGUCGGAGGUGCUGUGCGCCCCCCUGCCGCCCCAUACACACAAUCAUGUGACCGAGAGAUGAGCCUCGAACUCGAGGAAGACGACGAAACGUGCAAGUCCUCUUUGGAAGGGCCCCUGCAUCACUAUUUCUCACCGUGAGAACUGUUCAAAAGAUGGGGCCGAAGGCCGGUGGCCUGCAGUUCUCGUACCAGCACAGAUUGGUGUGAAUGUUUCCUACAGGACGAAACAAUCUGUCUACAUUCUCAUUUAUACAGGAACAAUUUAUAUUUUAAUUUGCAUUUUUAUUAUUAUUUUUGUGCAUGCGCUCGUGGAGGUUUUCGUUUUCUUUUAGGGAAUGGUGUUUCAGCUCGGCUCUCAUCAGUGCCUUAGAUUUGUAGCUACGGUAUUGUCUGUUUAUAUGCAACAAUGUCUAGAAAGUUAUCAUUGACCUCUGGCUCCCCCUUGUGGAGGGAGUGACGUCUCACACACACCGACUGACUGUUUAUGAUCUCUGCAGCCUUAUUUCACAUAAACCUAGUGCAAAAUCUCUUUUUCAUAUUCUAGCCAUCAUUAUCCAUUUCUUUGUUCUUUAUAUAUAUAUUUCUAUAUGUACUUAUUAGCCUUUUAAGAUGAUGUAUAAAGGGUUUGAUGGUUUGAAUGAUGCUUUAGAGAAAGUCUGGACUUGCUUUGUAGGUUUCCAACAAGGAUAUCGGCGAUGUCUGCUCGCUCAGAGAGACGCUGCAUUGUUGCAUGGCAGUUGACUUUGACUGUGUUGCAUUGAUGAGCACAUCCUCCAGCGUCGCAACCUUUAUUUUUUAUUUCACGUUUUUAUUCUUAAGUUAGCAGAGGUCAUGGAUAUUGUGGCUGCUCAUGUGUGUAGAAAAUGCACAUUCAUUUUGUUUCUCAAGAAAUAGAUUGUAACUAUAUAAGAAAUCACAAUAAUUGCCUUUAGCGAGAGAGCAUCUCUCCUCCUUAUUUAUUUUAUUUUUACUUUAUCUAUUUGCAGAGUUCCUCAGUUCUUGCUUUCUUUUUUAUGUAUUUUAAUUAUCUUAAAUUAAAAGCCACUUAAUAUUUUAAGCUCUGCGAAAUAUAAUCAGAU